ACUUGUACAGAGUAAACCAGGGGACCGGGGUACAGAUAAAAAAAAAGACAGAGGAAAGCACUCCGGUUCAAGUUGAACAAAGAGAGGACAGUUCCCAAGAUGAUGGCCAACAAUUCUUUAAGAGUUUAAAGUAGGAGCUGCAAAAUACUAGCUGGAAACCUUGACCGCAGUUCAGUUAUAUAUAUAAACAAACAAGCAUAUGAAGACGACGAUCUCCCCCAUUCCUGAGUGAACAGUUUCCCCUUCAUUGUUUUCUGUGCUAAAACUGUGAGAGGAAGAAAUUCGGCAAUGGCUGGUGGCUCGUCAGCUCCCACAGGUGUGUCCAAGGAGAGAGCAGAGCAGUACCAAGGGAGGGUCACAGCUUAUGUAAUCGUCGCUUGCAUUGUUGCUGCCGUUGGAGGGUCGCUCUUUGGAUAUGACAUCGGAAUUUCAGGAGGAGUAACUUCCAUGGAUGGAUUUCUCUCAAAGUUCUUUCCGACAGUCUAUAGACAUAAGAUGCAUGCCCAUGAAAACAACUACUGCAAGUACAACAACCAGGGCCUAGCAUCGUUUACAUCUUCUCUCUACCUUGCGGGAUUGGUCUCAUCUCUGGUGGCAUCUCCAAUUACAAGGAAAUAUGGUAGACGCGGAAGUAUAAUCUGCGGUGGAAUAAGCUUUUCAAUUGGAGCAGCUUUGGAUGCAUCAGCUCAAAAUCUAGCAAUGCUAAUUCUUGGAAGGAUAAUGCUUGGUUUUGGCAUUGGGUUUGGAAAUCAGGCUGUUCCUCUUUAUCUGUCUGAGAUGGCUCCCACGCAUCUCCGAGGAGGGCUCAACAUGAUGUUUCAACUUGCAACUACUCUUGGGAUCUUCACAGCAAACAUGAUCAACUAUGGCACUGAGAAGCUACGGCCAUGGGGAUGGAGGGUCUCUCUUGGCCUGGCAGCUGCUCCAGCAAUUUUAAUGACUGUGGGAGGAAUACUACUUCCAGAAACACCAAACAGCCUAAUUGAACGUGGAUCAGAGGAAAAAGGAAAAAAAGUUCUAGAAAAAAUCAGAGGGACAACAAAUGUCCAUGCUGAGUUACAAGACAUUAUUGAUGCAAGCGAGCUUGCAAACUCAAUUGAGCAUCCUUUCAGAAACAUUCUUGAGAAGAAGCACAGACCGGAGUUAAUAAUGUCUAUCUUCAUGCCAACUUUCCAGAUUCUGACAGGCAUAAAUUCAAUUCUCUUCUAUGCCCCAGUAUUAUUUCAGACUAUGGGUUUUGCAGGCAAUGCUUCUCUAUAUUCUUCAGCAGUGACUGGAGCAGUUCUGGCUUCAUCAACAUUAGUUUCAAUUGCUACAGUUGAUAGAUGGGGCCGUAGAGUUUUACUGAUCGGUGGGGGAAUACAAAUGAUUAUUUGUCAGGUCAUAGUAGCAAUUAUCUUGGGGCUAAAAUUUGGCAGUGACAGGGAACUCUCUAAAGGCUUCUCCAUUUUGGUGGUAGUUGUGAUCUGCCUCUUUGUUGCAGCUUUUGGGUGGUCAUGGGGCCCACUAGGGUGGACCGUGCCAAGUGAGAUAUUCCCAUUAGAAAUUCGGUCAGCUGGACAAAGCAUUACAGUAGCUGUAAAUCUCCUUUUCACAUUCGCAAUAGGCCAGGCCUUCCUCUCCCUCCUUUGUGCCUUCAAGUUUGGGAUCUUCCUCUUCUUUGCGGGCUGGAUUACCAUCAUGACAAUCUUUGUUUAUCUUUUCCUACCCGAAACCAAGGGUGUUCCAAUUGAGGAGAUGGUAUUCCUCUGGAGAAAACAUUGGUUUUGGAAGAGGGUUCUCCCCAAGGAUUUGGAGUCUUCCAAGAAUGGAGCAGAGUAAGACGUGUAACAUAGCAAUUAAAGAAAUGCAUCAUGAAAAUACCAAGUUUUAGCAAUUAAUUUAUUUAUGUAAAGCACUUCAUGUAAUGGAGUGCCAAAUUAAGUAGGCCUGUGUUUCAAUCAAUUCAAAGGAGCCAAAAAAUGUAAACCAGUUCUCAUGAUGUACAAGACUGUAGCCAAAUAUUCAGGCUUACCUAAUUAUUUGAUCUAUAUUUGAGAGUCUAGUGUCAAUCCAUGGUAAA
Molecule: messenger RNA, 2062 nt
Organism: Coffea arabica (coffee)
Lineage: Eukaryota; Viridiplantae; Streptophyta; Magnoliopsida; Gentianales; Rubiaceae
Product: sugar transport protein 7
Biological process (GO): monosaccharide transmembrane transport
Cellular component (GO): membrane
Molecular function (GO): monosaccharide transmembrane transporter activity
Source: RefSeq, a predicted model, not a curated record